AUGGAUGUGAAUAUAACUAGGCGAAUAGAUAACACUACCAAGUCUUAUUGGAGCAAAGGCUGCCUCCAGGGUCACCCCGGCCAGAGAGUGUCGGUGGCAGCCAGUGAGGACAUCACGUUGGCUGCUUCUCCUCCCACCCAGCGAAUGGAGCGAUGGGUUAACCGCCCGCCUUGCAGGAAGAGACAAGGAGGGACGCUUCAUGCACGCAUCGAUGCCAGUGCUAAGCUUGCAUUACGCCGGCACCUACAUACAGCAGAGGACGGAGUACGCACCAUGAUCCCCCAAGGCAUCCAGAGCCAGCAAGUCGGUGGGAGCUGGACUACAAGUGAUCUCUCGUCUGGAAGAAUACUAUCCCCGUUCUCUCUGCCUACACACCCCCCGCGCCGUCGAGAGAAUGUUGUCCAGCCUCCUGCUCUCACGACGUCGUUGAGUGGGCUCCAGUUUCCAGGUCCCCCCGGCUUACCCUCUGCCGGCGGCCUCUCGUUCACUCCAGUAUCGAUGACUUCGCCAUACCUCUCAUCCGGUAUGCUGAGCGGUGUGACGGCUACCACGUCGCCCAUGGCCAUCUCCGCACGGCCACGGUCCUUUAACUCGCGCUAUAAUCCACAGGAAUGGGGACCCAUCUCUGGUGGUACAUCGCCCGUUGCCGCAACGGGGAUGGUACAUCAGGCCUCAGCUUCCUCGACUUCAGUGACAGCUUCUCCUCCGCCGCCUCCGUACUCGCCCCCCAGGGCAACCUUUCGGGGACAGCGACCCCAAUCUCCACAGGUUGGCUACCCAGUCGCCAGCAGUCCAAGUCCUAUAUCUGCGCCUAUUCAACAGGCAGCCCCUUCGCAGUCUCGUCAGAGAGAAUCUCCAGGGUAUCACUAUUCCGUUCCCCGCCCCGGCCCAUCACCCGUAAGUAGCCAUGAGCUUGAACAGUCACACCCUGACCGUCGGGCCUCUUUCAUGCCUUCCCGUUCAACGCACCCUCAACCCUCAGUAAACGAUGGCUCGUCUCGUCUGCAGAGCCAUUAUGGAGUGGGUUCUGUGAUUGGUAGCACCGAGCCGUCGUCGUCCGGCUCGUCUCAGACCGUUUUACAAUCCGUACCCCCAGCAUCAAGGAGAGCGGUGUCUACUGGUGACAUACCCCAAAACAGAAGAUCAAACAGGGCCAGCACGCAGGUAGAUGGCCAUUCCUCCUCAAGGGUCAGUAGAUGGGAGCCUGGGAUGCCGCUCCCGCCUCCUCCUCCAGGACCCCCUCCGGCGAACGCUCCACGAAGGACGUCCUUCUCAGCCCAGUCUGCUGUAGAGAGAAACGGCUCAUCACAGAGUAGAGAAGAGAGACUGCGAUCGGGCUCGGGUUCUGGCUCAUCGUCGAUAGAACCAAGUCUUCCAACCAUACCUGCAACUCCGCUUGGCUGGGUGCCUGACCAGGUUAACGCUUCAGCCGUGCCUGGACGGACAUCAGCAUCCCCCCAUGCGCAGCAAAGGUCGGUGCCUGCCUCUCCAAGCUUGUCCAACGCCGUGCCAAACCCCCGUCAUGAUGCGCCAACCCAGCCAGCACCGUCUUCCACCAGGGCCCCGAGUCAAAAAGGGAUUCGUGAGCGCCGCAUCCAAAGCAGGCAUAACAGAACUGAAAGCGGCGCUGCUGGACAGGAGUCAAAAGACGAAAGUAACGACAUGUCAUGGCCUACGGACCUCGUCCUCAAUUCCCCUACGUCAGGCGGCCUGGUUCGUCGUCGCACCCACACCAGGGCCACUCCCCGCAGUGCUCGUAGUAAUCCAGGAGAGGAGCCUCUACACAGCGCUAAAUCAGCCAGCUCGCCUUUCAGCAAUAAAAUAAAUAGCAUCAGCUCUCCAUACUCUGCCACACCUAGAUUGCAAACGUUUCCGCACGAGCCGUUGGCAAACCGGGGUCAAACUCCUCCAUUCUCUCCCGGAAGGGAGCAGAAAUCGCCAAUGCAGCAGCCUGAGUCGCUGAAUUUACCUCCUAAAGCCCUACCAACCCCUCCCCCAGCACAACAGCAGGAUGCGGCUUUGCUUGGGCUGGAGCCACGGAGUGCGGGCUCGGACAGGCCAAUAUCACACCUUUUACAUCUUCCUGUCGAUGUUUCGCCAUUGGAAGCACAGCCUCUUGUCCCAAGCAGGAUCCCUUCUCGGCGCCCCUCGCCCAAGGCCGCGCCCUAUACUCCUAUUGAUGGCAAAUUCAUCCAGGACGCUGAACGUCGAUAUCACGAAUACCUUAGGAAAGAGUCAGAAGCAACAAAUGCUACCGAUGCUCUGCAGGUAUUUUGCGGUUUUAUAAUUGCGGAAUCUGGUAUCCGUCGUCAGCAGUAUGGCUCGGAUUGGGGAGACUUGACUUUCGACCCCAAGACGGUUGUUGACAAGUUAUUCGACCUCACCAGGAACCCACUGAAGGCUGAAGCCAGGGAUAGGUCUGUUGGCCCAUCCGAGCCUCCACAGACUCCCUGUAGAACCACCCCCAAGAGACGGCCUUCUGUAAUUGAAUCCGGCAUUGGGAAUGGAUAUAAGCCAGCCUUGUCGCCUAUCGCGAGCAUGAGUAUGAGCAACGAGGAAAGCUCCCGAGGCCGAGCUCCUAGCCGGUGGUGGGAAUCCCAGACUGGCAGUGAUAGUGGAGAUGCCGGUGGUAAAGUGUCGCGCACGAAACGGGAAACAAAGUAUAUGGGUUUACCGCGAGAAAUGCGUGAAGCAAUGCAAAUGGACCAUUUGACCCCGACACAAACUGCCUAUGACCAGCAGUAUUCUGGUGAACAGAAUUCUUUUGCAAACUACGGGCCAGACGAAUACCCUCCGGAGAAAGUCAGCUGGAAUGAGCCUGAUACUCCCCGGCCUCCAGGACCCUCGCGUACGUUAUCGGCGAUCAAUCGUGAAGCUCGGAAGUUGGAUAUCUCAAGAUUAGUUACUCUACCUCCCCCCUACCCAAGGCACUAUCCGGGCGUAAAUAACAAUCACCCGGAUAUGGCAUUUUAUCGAACCACAGUCCGGACGAUAAGCGAUUUGUCUGAGGUCCACACCACCAAAGCGAGUUACGAAAAGAAAAUAAAAGCCCUUCGUGAGAAACACCAGAAGGAGUCUCAGGAGGAACUUCGCGGGUUCAGGGCACGGGUGAAUCAGGGUAUCGAAACUGGCGCAAUAUCUUAUGCCGAAGCAGCCGAUGCAGAGGCCGGUCGACAGGCACAGGCAGAUGAGAAAGAGCGUGACAUAGUUCAGAGCGAGUUUGAUAUGUAUCAGGUCGAUGUUCUGGAGCCGAUGCAGAGCAUCUUGAAGGAUAGAAUCAAGAUUGCCACCGCCUGCAUCGAUGAGCUGCGAGGGAAACUCUUCGAUUCAGCACAGCAUCAAACGCCUGACCAGACGCAGGAGGAAGGUGACGAGGAGCCGGAGCUGGUAGAGAAGUUGACACAGCUCAAGUGGCUAUUCGAAGGCCGCGAGAACCUGUUUCGCGAGGAGUACGAUAUCCUGAGUGAGCGCAAUGAACACUUCAGGGCCGUGGUAUCUCUACCAUACCGCCAGGCCAACAAUACCGAAAAGCUCACAGAAACUGACAACUUCUUCAUCCGUGAUGCACAAGAUCGAAAACUAGCCUUCGUAGCGGGGACUCUUAAACGCUUCGAGACGUUCAUGGACGUCAUCGAAGCAAACGUCAGCCGAGGCGUCGAAACUCAACUCUCUGCCUUUUGGGACAUCGCUCCCCCCAUCGUAACAAUCCUGCAGGAAAUCCCCCAGAGCCUUGAAGGAUUCUCCGUUCGCAUUCCACAGAAGGAAUAUGACGAGAACCCAAGCUAUUACCAGUUCCCGCUGCAAUACCUUUACUCGCUGGUCACCCAUGCCGGAAAAUCAACGUACCAGUUCAUCGAGUCUCAGACAAACCUCCUCUGCCUCCUGCAUGAGAUCAAGUUCGGCCUGAUGAACGCCAACUGCAAGUUUAUGGAGGUCCAGCGGAUUAUAUCCGGUGAGGCAGAGGAGGAUGUACGCCUUGAGAUGCACGAGUCUCGGUCCGAAGAAGAGAGGAUCCUGACUCUGGACCUGAAGGAGAAGGUCGGCAUGGUCGAAGGCCAGUGGGCUGAAGCCUUAGGCCAGCAGUUGGAUGGCGUCAAGGAACGUGUCCGCCACCGCCUUGCCAGUGAAGGUGGAUGGGAAGAAAUGGAGCAGAUGGAACAAACUUGA
Microsporum canis CBS 113480 is the source of this 4167-nucleotide messenger RNA. RefSeq lists its product as hypothetical. The record is from RefSeq and is a predicted model, not a curated record. NCBI's taxonomy places the organism in Eukaryota, Fungi, Ascomycota, Eurotiomycetes, Onygenales, Arthrodermataceae. The transcript has 5 exons. Bases 1 to 4167 code for a protein of 1388 amino acids.